Molecule: messenger RNA, 1692 nt
Organism: Aplosporella prunicola CBS 121167
Lineage: Eukaryota; Fungi; Ascomycota; Dothideomycetes; Botryosphaeriales; Aplosporellaceae
Exons: 6
Coding region: 1-1692 (563 amino acids)
Molecular function (GO): iron ion binding; monooxygenase activity; heme binding
Source: RefSeq, a predicted model, not a curated record
AUGGGGAAUACCGGUACGAGUACUUGGCUUACCUCUGCCUUUGUCGGCCUCGCUUUCCAUGCGUUGACGCAAUGGGUGGAGAUUGACAUGUUAAUUCCCCAAACGUUUGCCGUUCUCAUCGCCUCGCUUCUCGCAAUCUUCUAUGUCGAUGUCCAGGUGUACGGCUCGGCGACCACGGACGCAGCGAUAACCUUGGCGACCGCUGUGGCUGGCUUUCUGGUUAGCGUUAUAGUUUCUACGCUUGUGCACCGGAUCUUCUUCCACCGUCUGCGAAAGUUCCCUGGUCCCUUCUUUGCCAAGAUUUCCAAGUUCUAUGGCCUUUUCUAUAUGGCUCGCAACUUGCAAUAUCAAUUUGAGAUUGAGAAGCUACACGACAAGUAUGGGGAUGUGGUGCGCACUGGCCCACGCGAGCUCUCCGUUGCCCGUGUCUCUCCGCUUAACAAGAUUAUCACAUGCGGCAAGCACAACUUUUACUCCAUGGGUGACCAGAACCAGAAGCACCAGGGGCUGUCUUUCACCCUCGACCAAGAGGACCACAAGAAGCGAAGAAGAGCUUGGGACCUAUCCAUGAAUACACAGCAGGUGGCUAAGUACGAUCCCGCAAUGCAAUCCAUUGUAACGCUGUUCCUAGAGCGUCUCGCCGAGCAGCGCGGCAAGCCCGUCAACGCCACAGAAUGGGUCUCCUGGCUCUCGUAUGACAUCAUGGGCAUCGUCGGUUUCAGCAAGGACUUUGGCAACCUGCGGUCAGGCACUGAGCAUAUGGCCGUCCGCGGUCUUCGCGAUCAGAUGAUUGCGUUCGGCGCGUUCAAGCACGUGCCUUGGCUGGCGCAUCUGCUUAGCCAUAUUCCUGGUGGACAGGGCGCCAUGGGCCCAUUCAACGAGUACUGCCGGAAGCUCGUUUUUGAGAAGCGCACGUCUCUGGGCGCGAAAGAGCUGGAGGAACCCAAUGACAUCAUGACAUGGCUCAUCAAAGCGUUUGUCGAAAAGCGGCCAUGGGCAGCGCAUACGAUCCUUGCACUCGACGACGACUCGCGCUCUCUAGUCAUGGGCGGCGCCGACACGACCGCGGGCACCCUGACAAACAUCCUCAGCUACUUAGCCCUCUACCCCUCAUACCAACAAAAACUGCAGUCAGCACUCGCAGCCGUCUACCCCGACGGCCCUGCCUCCUUCAACCCGGACCUCGUAGACCGCGUCCCGCUCCUCGAGGGCAUCGUCAAUGAAACACUGCGCCUCCACCCGCCCGUGCCGAGCGGGCAGCCGCGCGUCACGCCAUCGGAAGGCCUGCACGUCCUGGCUGGGAAGGGCGAGGAGGGCGACCUGUUCAUCCCGGGCGAUACGGUGGUGCUGAUGCCGCAGUGGCUGAUUCAGCGGGAUGAGCGGUACUUUGAGAAGGCGAAGGAGUUUGUUCCCGAGCGGUGGAUUGCGGGAAGUAAGGAUGCAGGCAUGAUUAAGAACCGGGAUGCCUUUUUCCCGUUCCAGCUUGGCGCGCACAACUGCGUCGGCAAGCAGCUCGCCAUGUGGGAGAUGAAGAACGUGCUUGCGCGCCUGGCCCUGACGUUCGACGUUGUCCUUGCGCCUGGCGAGGACUCUCGCCGCUUCCACAGCAAGGCGCUCGAUACGUGGACGCUGACGCUGCCGGCGCUGAUGCUGGAGUUUAGGCCGAGGGAGUGGGCGAAGGCCGCGGCGUGA